Molecule: messenger RNA, 1363 nt
Organism: Morus notabilis
Lineage: Eukaryota; Viridiplantae; Streptophyta; Magnoliopsida; Rosales; Moraceae
Product: thiamine thiazole synthase, chloroplastic
Exons: 3
Coding region: 96-1166 (356 amino acids)
Biological process (GO): thiamine biosynthetic process
Source: RefSeq, a predicted model, not a curated record
CUUCCCCCCCCAACCCCCAGAAAAAAAAAAAAAAAAAAAAAACUAAACAUCUAACACCGAAGGAGAAAAACGACGUGUCCUUUUCUUGUUUUCUGAUGGCUUCCAUGGCUUCCACCCUUAGCACCUCCUCUUUCGCCGCCAAAACCUCCCUCUUCGAGUCCUCCUCCUCUUUCCAUGGGACCCCCUUGGCCCCACCCCCGCCGUGCCUCCGCCUCCAGCCGGCGAAGGCGGGUUUCUCGGUGUCCAUGUCGGCGGCGGCGCCGUACGACCUCAAGAACUUCCGGUUCGAGCCGAUCAAGGAGUCGAUCGUGUCGCGUGAGAUGACGCGCCGAUACAUGAUGGACAUGAUCACUUACGCCGACACCGACGUCGUCGUCGUCGGCGCCGGCUCCGCCGGUCUCUCCUGCGCCUACGAGCUCAGCAAGAACCCCGACGUCCAGGUCGCCAUCAUCGAGCAGUCCGUUAGCCCCGGCGGCGGCGCGUGGCUCGGUGGCCAGCUCUUCUCCGCCAUGGUGGUUAGGAAGCCAGCCCACAUCUUCCUUGACGAGUUGGGCAUUGAGUACGACGAGCAGGACAACUACGUCGUGAUAAAGCACGCCGCACUCUUCACCUCCACAAUCAUGAGCAAGCUGUUGGCCCGCCCCAACGUGAAGCUCUUCAACGCCGUGGCGGCUGAGGACCUCAUCGUAAAGGGCGGCCGCGUCGGCGGCGUGGUCACCAACUGGGCCUUGGUCUCCAUGAAUCAUGACACACAGUCCUGCAUGGACCCCAAUGUCAUGGAGGCCAAGAUAGUUGUCAGCUCCUGCGGCCACGACGGGCCGUUCGGGGCCACUGGGGUCAAGCGCCUCCGCAGCAUUGGCAUGAUCGACAGCGUCCCCGGCAUGAAGGCCCUCGACAUGAACGCGGCCGAGGACGCCAUUGUCAGGCUCACUAGGGAGAUUGUGCCCGGGAUGAUUGUCACUGGCAUGGAAGUUGCUGAGAUUGAUGGAUCUCCAAGGAUGGGACCCACAUUUGGAGCCAUGAUGAUCUCCGGGCAAAAAGCAGCUCACUUGGCACUGAAAUCACUCGGACUCCCCAAUGCUCUUGAUGGAUCCUCUGUGGGCAGCAACAUCCACCCUGAGCUGAUCCUAGCCGCUGCUGAGAAUGCUGAGAUUGCCGAUGCUUAAAAAAUCUCAUCAUCCCAAAAUCUUUGCGUAGUUGAUGAAGUAGUUUUUGUUAGUGAGUGAAUUGAUCAUGUGGUGGUGACGGUGGAAAUGCGUGAUGUGAUUAUGUGGUGGCUUUUUUCCCUUUUCUUUUUCUUUUUUGGGUUAAUAAUGAGGGGGUGCUUUUAUAUGAUCAAUAUAUUUGUAUCUUUCCCCCUUAA